CUUUGAAUAAUGAUGUAUAGCGCCGGCGAAUUUAUGGACAAAAGUGAUACUAGUUCAGUACAAGUUUAUUAAGUAACUCGACUUUACUUUGCAGUAUUCCGCAGAUUAUUUUAUUAAUUUUUUAGCUAUUAACCAAUCCAUUGUUUGUUGUAAACAAAACAAAGUGUUAGAAGAUCGUGCCGUCUUGCGCUUCUUCAUGUAGUCCUUUGGGAAGAAAAUUUGCUAACUAGCUAGCUAGGUAGCUAUUCCAGCAUUGCAAUUGUGCUUAUGAGAAACAUUUAAUUGUACAGAUAAAACAACCUUAGCCGUUGGCAAUUGGUUAUAGAAACAAAAAUCAUUUUUCUCACACCUACAUUUUUGUUUUAUACAGAGCAGAAUUUUUUGUCAUCAUUUUAACUAUACAGAUAUGGUGAAAAUUGGAUUACAAUUCAAAUCAACUCUUGAAAAUUUAACAAAUUUAAAAGCUGAAGGUGACGAUUUCCGUUGGUAUGUAAAGACAAAGUGUUUAAAUUGUGGUGAGGAGACAAAGGCCUUCAUAUAUCUCUGUUUAUUAGAAAAUGCACCAUUAAAAGGUGGCAGAGGACAUGCAAGUAUAGUGUCAAAAUGUAAGCUCUGUAGCCGAGAGAAUUCAAUUGAUAUCUUGAAAGAAACGAUUACAGAGUACAAUAUUGAGCAUUCUGGUUCAUUUCACACUAUUGUGGUUUUUGAAUGCCGGGGAAUGGAACCAACAGAAUUCUCACCUAGAACUGGUUGGUCUGCUUCUGGUGCCGAGACUAACUCACAGUUCUUAGUUGACUUAACUGAGGGCGACUGGUGCGAUUUCGAUGAGAAAGCCUCUGUCAGUGUUGGUAUUUAUGAAAUUGAGCAUAAAUUUGUAAAAGUUCAUUAAGUUGAUAAAAGUGGAUUUUUAACAGGAUAUAAUAGUCAUAUUUUCAAAGAAUUUUUAACUGAUACUGUAACAAAUUUUAGUAUUUAAAUUAUUUAUAGGUAGUUCUUGUUCUUUCUUUCUUAAAUUUCUUGGAUUUCUCUUAUUUUUUGUUUUGGAUUUUUUUUGUCUUUUUAUUAUCCUCUAAUGCACCACUUCCUGUUUAAUGUUGUUAUCAUUGUUGUUCAAAUUCAUUAGAAGAGAGAAGAGGUUGGUAUAUAUGUAUAUCUGCCAAUCCUAGUCAUCAUUCAGAAAGAUUUUCACUUAGUCAAUGUCUGUAUGAUAUUAACACUUUCAGUUAUAUUAAAAUAUAGAAAAGAAAUACUAUGUUUAUCAGGAUUUAAGUCCUUGCUUAAAAAUACCUCCCCCCCCACUGUAAAAGAGCACGUUAUUCAUUGAAGCAAAUAUGCAACUUUCUCGAAUUAAAGUUCCUGAUACGAAAUAUUUGUGAAUUAUUUUAAAAUCAUAGAAUCUUACCAGUGACAAUCUUUCUAAAUAAACAAAUAAAUCCCACUCUUAUAAUAAGUGCUUCAGUUGAAAUAGCAUCGCUUGCAGAGAAGUCAUACAUUCAUUUUUUUAAAAUGGAGGAUGGUUAUAGUUAUAUUGAUUACCGUGCUUAUGACUUCAAAUAAUUUUGAUUGUAUUUUUGGUAAAACACAAGUGUCACCGUUUUGGUUAAGUUUCUAAUGUGAGAUUAUGUUGUAUUUAAGUGUAAAUAAUAGUAUGUCUAUAACUGGUAAGUUUUACAAAAAGAUGUUGUGAGAAUAUA
This is a messenger RNA of Hydractinia symbiolongicarpus, 1694 nucleotides long. Its product is annotated as UPF0587 protein v1g245604-like. The transcript has 9 exons. The record is from RefSeq and is a predicted model, not a curated record. Bases 407 to 889 code for a protein of 160 amino acids. NCBI's taxonomy places the organism in Eukaryota, Metazoa, Cnidaria, Hydrozoa, Anthoathecata, Hydractiniidae. Gene Ontology annotation, molecular function: zinc ion binding.